AUGGCCAUACGUGUCUUGUACACGCAUCAGAUAACAUUCAGACCAUGCCCAAACAAUGGCGCUGGUUUGCUACUACUAUUGCCCGCUGCAUGCUUGCUCCUGCAACCGCUGAAGCCUGCGAGCGCCGAGGCCGACCGCGCCGGCGCUUCCGCCGUCCGCGCGCCUGCACCCCUUCUCUGCGCUCGCGCGCGAGACCCACAUCCUGGUGCUGCUGCUGCCCGAGGCUCCCCGUCGCCCCAUAGGCUUCGGCCGCCCCCGCAACGCUACUCCGUUCGCAGCAUCCCGACGCUCCUGCAUCGCCGGCGCCAAGCGCCCCCACGCGCGGGCGCCCGCUGGCUCGUCGCGUUGACGUCGCCCUCCUGGCCCUGCGCGCGCCUCCCCGUCCUCCUUCGCGCCUGUCCGCGCCGGACUGCCACGGCUGUCCGUCCAUGCACCGGCUGGCUCCAGGCCCCUGCCGGCCGCUGGGUACUCCGCGCCAGCCGGCUCCGGGCCCUCGCCGACUCGCCUCCGCCCCGUCGGUCCGCUGCCGGCUCCGUGCGCCUCGCGCGCCCCCCGCCGGCUCCGGCGCUCGCCGUGUGCGCCGCUCCUCCGGGUUGCUGUUGCCGCCUCCCGCGCGCCGGCUGGGUGGCUGCCACCGAGUCCGCCUCGCCUGGCGGGCCUCCCCCGUGCCGGCUACUCCUCCGCCCGUCUCCGGCUGCCCCGGGCGCCCGGCUCCGCCCGUCGUCGGCUCCACCGCGCCCGUGGCCGCCUGCUCCGGUCCCGCUGCACCGGCUGCGGUGCCCCGACGCCUCCCCGCGUCGGCUCGGCCACGCGCGUCCGCCUCCAUCCGACCUCACUGCCGUGUCGCCCGCUGCGCCAGCUGCGGCUCCCUGCCGCCUCACGCAGCACCGCCGGCUCCUGCGCCGGCCGGCCUCGCCGCGCCCGCCUGCUCCCGCAGCCGGCUUGCCAUCGGCCGGCUUCACGCACGCGCUGUGGCUCACCCGCCGGGUCACGCCCCAGCUAGCUGUUCGAGAAGAGAGAAGGCGCCGGCUGGAAAGAGUUUCCGGGUUAUGGAAAAGAAAGAAAAAGACAAAGAAAGAACAGAAAGUUGAAGAAAGACCCGGCUAG
Molecule: messenger RNA, 1107 nt
Organism: Aegilops tauschii subsp. strangulata
Lineage: Eukaryota; Viridiplantae; Streptophyta; Magnoliopsida; Poales; Poaceae
Source: RefSeq, a predicted model, not a curated record